Molecule: messenger RNA, 1386 nt
Organism: Puccinia triticina
Lineage: Eukaryota; Fungi; Basidiomycota; Pucciniomycetes; Pucciniales; Pucciniaceae
Exons: 10
Coding region: 1-1386 (461 amino acids)
Source: RefSeq, a predicted model, not a curated record
AUGCGCGAUGAUUUCGAUACCAAGUGGUCUGCAAUCCUAGCCAAAGUACCCAAAGGAAAGAAUCCAUUCGAUUUUGUACAAAGAAACAUGGACCUUCGCGCCCAUGGCCGACAUUCUGGAGGCACAUUCACGGUGCUGAUAGUUUUGACAGUGUUGGCAUUCAUAAAUAUCCUGGUCGUACUCUUUUGUUUCUUUUGGAUCCUGCUCAAUGGCCGCGAAGGGCGAUCUAGACAUCUUUGGCUCAUUCGAUAUGUUAGAACCAAAGAUAAGAAAUUUGUUAUCGCACCUAACAGCAGCCUAUUUACGAUCAUAUUCCAAUCUCCCUCUAGUGCUGCCGCACUGGUUUACCUCUUGUUUGUUUGUAAAAAUCUGAAAUAUGCUCGAGAGCUAAACCUUCAGUCGUCUUCCGUUUGGUUUAAUGUCACAUUUCUUCUAUCAUACAUCGGACUCUGGACUUCUGGAUGGGGCUACUGGUCUGCUUCUCUGUCACGCCAGCCGAAAGAUUUACUAAUCACAGAUCGGGUUUUAUCCUCGAGACUGUCUGCCAUAUGCGGGGCGAUUUGGUGUUCACUGGCGGGCGGACUGUAUAUUUUCAGCUUGUUUAUGAUGCAAGCUUCCUUGAACAUCUCCCUUGACAGUGACUCUCAGCUCAGAGCUCAACUACAGAAAUAUGCUCGUGUCUGGACCAAAUCACCCAAAGCGGCGAACCCCCAUGACCUUGCAUCACUCUUCAAUCACUGGCGGGUCAAUCAACACACAUUUGCACUUUGGCGCACUUUCACCGGAACAUUGCAAGGAGUCAUGAGCUUGCUGCUUUGUGUGCUGUACCUUGUUGCGGGAUCCGCGCUUCAGAGGAUCCAAAAUCUGGACAACGGAAGCUCACCAAGAGCCCAACUUCCAUCACCCGUCGAAAAACCUGUUGAAAGUUCAAAACCCAAAAUGCUAAAGAGUUUCAAGAUCAGCAAGAUAGAACUUCUUAUUCUCUACUGUUAUGCAAUGGUCAUAUGCACUCUAGGUCACUCGUUUAGCCUGCUGGUUUGUUAUAAUCUUUCACAUCGAUCGCAAUGGGCAUUAAGCGUAACCGGCGAUGACGCUCUACUAAAGAUUCUGCCGCUGACACUAAUUUCUGUGCUUUCCUCAAUUCUAACGUGGAAAGCUGUUGUGCGAAGAAAGAUGAGGACUCCCAAAGCGGAUACCGAAUUGUCUGUCCAGCCGCCACCACCGUGGGCACCACUUGCAGCAGAGGCAAAACAACUGAAUACCUUUCAUCCUGCGAAUCAUGCAUUAAUGUCCCCAGAGGGUACUCAGGACCACACAUUUUCAAUUAGUUUCCCUUAUCCUAAGCCACAAAAAUCUAACCCGUUGAAGGGAUGCAUGCCACUAUAA